AUGCCAGGAGUUGGGAAAGCAAGCAUCGUCAAGCUUGUCAACAAUGAACUCUUAAAAGAUGCAAACCAGUUUAAUAUUGUUGUAUGGAUCACUGUGUCAAGGAAAUGCAGUUUUAUUGAACUACAGAAUAAAAUUGCACAGGCAAUUAAUGCUGUUAUUUCAGAAGAUGAAGAUGAAACAAUAAGAGCAGGGAUGUUAUCUGAAAUAUUGGCUCAAAAGGGCAGGUAUGUGUUAAUCUUAGAUGAUGUGUUGGACAAUUUUUCUCUAGAGGAAGUUGGAAUUCCUGAGCCUACUGCAAGUAAUGGGAGUAAAUUAGUUCUAACAUCCCAAUCAUUGGAUGUAUGUCGACGCAUGAAUUGUCAAGUAAUAAAAAUGGAACUGCUUCCUGGAGCAGACGCGUGGACAUUGUUCUUGGACAAGGUUGGUCAAAAUCUAAUGAAUUUUACAGUUUUAGUGCCUUUUGCAAGAUCCAUUGCUGAGCGUUGUGCUGGUUUGCCAUUGGCAAUAAUCACAGUUGCCAGUAGUAUGAAAGGUGAAUAG
This is a messenger RNA of Durio zibethinus, 540 nucleotides long. The record is from RefSeq and is a predicted model, not a curated record. Lineage: Eukaryota; Viridiplantae; Streptophyta; Magnoliopsida; Malvales; Malvaceae.